Carassius carassius (crucian carp) is the source of this 2739-nucleotide messenger RNA. Its product is annotated as B-cell receptor CD22-like. NCBI's taxonomy places the organism in Eukaryota, Metazoa, Chordata, Actinopteri, Cypriniformes, Cyprinidae. Bases 166 to 2697 code for a protein of 843 amino acids. The transcript is spliced from 13 exons. The record is from RefSeq and is a predicted model, not a curated record.
UCUGGAGACUUUUCUAGUUGUUGUUGUGUAGUUGAGAUGGUGUUAUGCAUAUGCAGAAAGAGGAAUCUUUAAAUGCAGAUUCAUGUGUGAAAACUUACACAUAAACUGCUGAUAUUUCUCUCAUUUGGCUGCCGACACUGAGACAUUGACACUGCAGCGUGUUUUAUGAUCGCAGAAAUCACUAUGGCAACAUCACUCAUGAUGUCACUUCCUCUGAUCUUCAUGAUCAUGACUGCGGGGGGUGAUGGUCAGCAGGAUUGGGGAGUGCAUUACAGCCCUUCAUAUAUUUGUGCAUUAAAGGGUUCAACAGUGAAAAUGUCCUGUACUUUAAAAUAUCCUAGUGAUUAUAAGAUUGAAACAGUCUUCUGGACCAGACCAGCUGUAACUGAUGGAGAUCCACUGAACCUUUGUUUAGAUCUGGAAAAGAGUAAAAGAGUUCAGUGUGACGAAGAAAAUGAAGACACUUACAGCAUCACUCUGACAGAUGUAACAGAAGCUGAUAAACAUCUCUACUACUGCAGAUUCACUACAUAUAGAGGAACAUGGACGGGGAUUCCUGGAGUUCAGCUGGACGUCACCGACCUGCAGGUGGAGACACAGCAGAGUGUGAAAGAGAGAGAUUCAGUCUCUCUGAAAUGUAAAAGCAGCUGCUCUCUGCCUCAACAAACAACAUUCAUCUGGUUCAGAAACACACAGAGAAUAACUACAGGAAACGUGAAAGAGAAUCAGCUUCAGCUGCAGUCAGUCAGUCGUCAAGAUGCAGGAAACUAUCAGUGUGCUGUUUCAGGAUAUGAGCAUCUGAUCUCUCCACCUGUUUAUCUUAAAGUACAAUGGGGUGAUGGUCAGCAGGAUUGGGGAGUGCAUUACAGCCCUUCAUAUGUUUGUGCAUUAAAGGGAUCAACAGUGAAAAUGUCCUGUACUUUAAAAUAUCCUAGUGAUUAUAAGAUUGAAACAGUCUUUUGGACCAAACCUGGUGUAACUGAUGGAGAUCUACCAAAGCUGUGUUUAGUUCCAGAAAACAGAGGAAGAGUUCAGUGUGAAAAUGAAAAUGAAGACACUUACAGCAUCACUCUGACAGAUGUAACAGAAGCUGAUAAACAUCUCUACUACUGCAGAUUCUUUACAAACAUUGAGAAGGGAAAAUUGACGGGGAUUCCUGGAGCUCAGCUGGACAUCACCGACCUGCAGGUGGAGACACAGCAGAGUGUGAAAGAGAGAGAUUCAGUCUCUCUGAAAUGUAAAAGCAGCUGCUCUCUGCCUCAACAAACAACAUUCAUCUGGUUCAGGAACACACAGAGAUUAACUACAGGAACAGGAGAGAAUCAGCUUCAGCUGCAGUCAGUCAGUCGUCAAGAUGCAGGAAACUAUCAGUGUGCUGUUUCAGGAUAUGAGCAUCUGAUCUCUCCACCCGUUUAUCUUAAUAUUGAAUGUGAGUACAAACUGGAUUGGGGAGUGAAUUACAGCCCUUCAUAUGUUUGUGCAUUAAAGGGAUCAACAGUGAAAAUGUCCUGUACUUUAAAAUAUCCUAGUGAUUAUAAGAUUGAAACAGUCUUUUGGACCAAACCUGGUGUAACUGAUGGAGAUCUACCAAAGCUGUGUUUAGUUCCAGAAAACAGAGGAAGAGUUCAGUGUGAAAAUGAAAAUGAAGACACUUACAGCAUCACUCUGACAGAUGUAACAGAAGCUGAUAAACAUCUCUACUACUGCAGAUUCAUUACAAACAUUGAGAAGGGAAAAUGGACGGGGAUUCCUGGAGCUCAGCUGGACAUCACCGACCUGCAGGUGGAGACACAGCAGAGUGUGAAAGAGAGAGAUUCAGUCUCUCUGAAAUGUAAAAGCAGCUGCUCUCUGCCUCAACAAACAACAUUCAUCUGGUUCAGGAACACACAGAGAUUAACUAAAGGAAACGUGAAAGAGAAUCAGCUUCAGCUGCAGUCAGUCAGUCGUCAAGAUGCAGGAAACUAUCAGUGUGCUGUUUCAGGAUAUGAGCAUCUGAUCUCUCCACCCGUUUAUCUUAAUAUUGAAUAUCCUCCACAGAGCGUCUCGGUGUCCAUCAGUCCGUCUGGUGAAAUAGUGGAGGGAGAUUCAGUGACUCUGAGCUGCAGCAGUGACUCAAACCCUCCUGCUCUCAUCUUCAGAUGGUUUAAGGAGAAUCAAAACUCAGCUGUUGGAUCUGGACAGAGUCUCAUCAUCUCCAGCUUUAACUCCAGUCACAGCGGACGCUACUCUUGUGAGGCUCAGAAUCAACAUGGAUCUCUGAGAUCAGACUCUGUUUCAGUCGCUGUUGAAGGGACUCAGAGAGCUGUUCUACAAACAGUUACUGGGACUGUGGCAGGAUUGAUCUUCAUCAUCAUCAUCAUCAUUGUGUUUAUGAAAUGGAAGAAAAGAGACGGUGGAGCUGAAAGAGUCAGACAAAAUCAGCAGGAGGAUCGUGUUGGCAGAUCUGCAGAAACAGCUUCGACCAAUGAUGUUCCAGUGUAUUCAGUAGUAUCAGCCAAUCAGAGGGAUGAUCUGUAUGCCAACAUUAAAAAAAAGGAACCCAAACCCAAAGACUCUGGAGAUGUUGAAGAUGUUCAGUAUGCCAGUGUCCAUCACUUCAAGAACAAAGACAUGAACAAGACUGAAGAGACCAUUGAGAUGCAACAUCCGUCUGAUGCCAACAGAGCUGAAGAUGUGAUCUACAGCUCAGUAAAAUGAAGAACAAGUGGUCGAUCCGAUGCUCAUGGGAGACCUGUUUUU